Molecule: messenger RNA, 1602 nt
Organism: Rosa rugosa (rugosa rose)
Lineage: Eukaryota; Viridiplantae; Streptophyta; Magnoliopsida; Rosales; Rosaceae
Exons: 8
Coding region: 185-1387 (400 amino acids)
Source: RefSeq, a predicted model, not a curated record
UUGAAAAUAAAUGUUGGUUUUCCGAGACUCUAUAUUUGGCGCCUAUCCAAUCGAUCAGUCCUCACAAAUCCCAAAUUCUCUAUCGCUCUUCUUCUCUCCCCUUCUUCCACUCUUCUCAAUUCUCAUUUCCUUCAGGGUUUUCUUCGCAGACAAAUUGGCGUGUUAGGUCAACGAAUUCCAGAUUAUGAUGGCCUCGCAUAACCUACCAUUCAAAGUUGGGGAAGACAUAGAAUGGAGUUCAUUUAUGAAAGGUUAUCGCGGUGCGUGGUUCCGAUGUAAGAUAAAAGAUAUUGGCUGGAGAAAUGGUCAACUGUCAUGUGCCUUAUUCUAUUAUGACUUUCCAGAUGAAAAAUCAAAAUGGGAAAAAAUAUAUCAAAGCAACCCUGCUGAUAGUAAAAGGACAAGAAAAGAGAAGAUAUUGAUGAUGCGUCCUCCCUUUCCUCCUAUGUAUAAUGAAAGUAAAAGGCCUGAUGUCAAUACUAUAUCAGAAGUGGUAGUUAUUGUCAGUGAUGUCUGGAAGGUGGGAGAUUUAGUUGAUUGGUGGAAGGAUGAUUGUUAUUGGUCUGGAAAAGUAGCAGAAGUGUUAGGGGAUGAAAAAGUUAAGGUUGAGUUGCCACGUCCUCCUGUUGGUGAAGGAGUUGAAGGAGAGACCUAUGAGGCUUCUUGCAACGACUUGCGUGCAUCCCUGAAUUGGUCUCUAGAAGGCGGUUGGACAGUGCCUACAUCCAAGGAGAGUGAAAAUGGGCGUCCUUGUGCUCGAGUAAUUAAGCCUGAUAAUCAAGGGGACAUUGCAAGCUUGAUGGUCCAAUCUUUGGGUGAUGGAAGUAGGGAUGUCCAAGCUAUUGCUGGUGUCAAGCAACCUUUAACAGGAAAGGACACACCAGCUGCAGAAACAAAUAUGGAGUCUGAUGUGGCAGAUAGUGGGUUUGAGAGAAUGAGUUGCCCAGAUACUGUUUCAAAAUUGCAUGUUAAAGAUGCAUCAAAUGAAAUGGAGGCAACUACAACUAGGGUAGACAUACUUGAUAACAAAAAGCCCUUAAAGAGAAAGAAAACUCAUGUGGCAGAUAGUGGGUUUGGGAAGAUGAGUUUCUCAGAUGGCGUUUCAAAAUUGCAUGUUGAAGAUGCAUCAAAUGAAAUGGAGGCAACUACAACAAGGGUAGACAUACUUGAUAACACUAAGCCCGUAAAGAGAAAGAAAGCUCAUGAAGACAUAGUGUUAAAUUCAAUGAACUCUGAUACAUUAGAAGCUGCACUUUUGGACUUGGAGGAACUUGUAAACCGGAUUAAAUGGAUGAAGGGUAUCUUGGAGAUUGGAUUACCUUCGACUGGUGCGAUGCGACCCCGUUGGAAAUUUCUUGGAGAUCAUUCCUCGUCCACCCCAAAGUGAGGGUUUUCACUCACAGUAAGUCACAUGGUAUAUUACAGUUUGUUAUAACAUGCUAAAACUCUGAAUGGCAUUCAGCCAUUCAGAUUGCUUCUAAUCCACACAGAUCCAUAUCUAACUGCCUAUCUUUAUAGGCACUAAUUUGUUGACCACUGAGCAUGCUGUAAAGCAAUCACAUAUUGACAGGCAAUGACAGCAAGGUUAAACUUUAUGCAGAA